UGCUGAUCAAUUUUACCAAACCCUUAGAAGACAAAGCCAUGAAAUUCCCAGAAUGUCCUCUGACAAAGUACAAGGUGUUCAUAUCCAGAAAGAAGAUGGGAAGUCCAAGGGAUCUGUCAAGAAAUGGGAUUAUACCUUAGAUAGAGAAGAAAUAAGCGCCACGGAAACAAUUGAAGCAGCAGAUGACAGUAAAAAGAUGAUCACAUUCAAAAUUAUGGAUGGAGAAAUUAUGAAGGCUUUCAAGAACUUCAAGACAACUGCUCAAGCAAUACCAAAGGAAGAGGGCUGCCUGGUGAAGUGGAUUUUGGAAUAUGAGAAACGGAGUCAAAAUAUCCCAGAUCCAGUUGACUACAGGGAAUUGGCAACAAAGAUCUGCAGAGAUAUGGAUGGUCACCUUGCAGCAAAUUUUAAUUAAAUUAACAGUAAUGUUAUGUUUACAAAUUUGAUAUUUCAACUUUAGAUCCUAACUAAUGUGGCUAUUUGCCAGAUCAGUUGAGAUCGAAAGUUGGAAUCUCAACUCAAUUUAAUUUGUAUACAUAACGUUACUGGUAAUUUAUUAUCCUAGUAGUAUUUGUCUAUAAAUAAGUGCUUGGGGUUUUUCUUUUCUUAUUUCGGUUGAUUCAUCUUCAUGCAUAAUUUAUGCUUUCAAGACACAUAUGUAUGGUUCUGGGGUCGCUGCAAUUGCUACAAUAAAAUAUUAUUAUAUAUA
Molecule: messenger RNA, 709 nt
Organism: Pistacia vera
Lineage: Eukaryota; Viridiplantae; Streptophyta; Magnoliopsida; Sapindales; Anacardiaceae
Product: MLP-like protein 28
Exons: 2
Coding region: 53-415 (120 amino acids)
Biological process (GO): defense response
Source: RefSeq, a predicted model, not a curated record